AUGCAAAGAGUAAACUUUGGACUCGCUUUGUAUGGGCGGGGCUAUACUUUGGCCGACCCAGCCUGUAGAAGAGCAGAUGGUACAUGCUACUGGACCUCUGGUAGUAAGGCUGCUGCUUGUACAGCUCAAGAGGGUAUCAUGUCAAUAGUUGAGAUCAAAGCCCUUCUUGCAGAAAAAGGCUUCACCCCAACACCUUUGGGCAACGAUAAGUCAAUGAUGAAACAAAUAACCUGGGACGAUCAGUGGAUGGGCUACGAUGACGAGGAGAUAAUCAAGCAGAAGACGGCUUAUGCUGGGCAGCAUUGCUUUGGCGGAACAAUGGCAUGGAGCAUUGACCUCGCUACCGCUGAAUCAGAGAACCCGCCUCCUCCUCCCAGUGAUGGAGAUCUCUGCAAUGAUGAUAUUACGCCUGACUUGUGGAACAAGCACAAUCUUGGAGACUUCCUAGUGGAUGCGUGCAAGGCUUCUACCGCACAGCAUGGUUUGAUCGAAACAUUAGAAGACAAGAUCUCAAAACGUACAGAAUGGACAUGCUCGUUUGCCGACUGCAGCACGUCGAGCGGUCCGUGGGAUACUAUUUGCGGACCUGAAGCCACAACUGUGCUUUAUGCCGACGGACAAUUUAUUGCCAUGUUGAACACCAUGCAUGAAAAUGUGCAGCAUGCAAUCACUUAUCUAGACAAGAAGAGCGGUGAUAUAAAAGACGAUUUCUAUCCUAAUGCACCGGCUUCUGGCUCUUCAGGUACGAUCGGCACUGCCUUGAGUGCGGUGGGGUCAAUUUUGGGCAUUAUUCCAGGAGUUGGUGCUUUAGCUGGUGCUGGCGCUUCGGUGGCUGGUUCCAUAGUCAGCGGCAUGGCUGAUCAGGACACCGUAGCCGAUGUCGACCUAGAAAAUAUCGAGAGCAGCUGGGGAGACAUAUUUAAAUCCAUUACUGGCGACUUACGACAGCUAGCGAAUAGCUUUGAUAACAGAGAUGGGGAAGACUGGCACCAGGACUGCGAAGAUCCAAAUGGCGCGAUCCAGCUACUCAAAACUGGCGCUUUCGCUAAGGACGUUUCUCUUCCUGCAAAUGAUGCGCCGAAUGCCAUUACUGCAAGUUUAGCCCCGGUUGCGCUGAACUACCUUUGGAGUCAACAAAAGGUCAUCGUUGUCAAAGUAUCCAAGAACAGCAUUCCAUUCGACCCGUGCGAGCCAGGCAGGCUGUUCAACGACGACGUCAAAUAUUGUGAUCCAGAUGGCAACAUGUAUGUUCUACAGACUUUCCGCGACGACUACAUGGAGAUGCCCACCCUAGUAUCGGACAACGAAGUGCCAGGCUUUGCUUCUCUCCCUGAUUACAACCUGAAUCCUACUGCAAUUGCACUCGCUUCCGAAUCAGCUUACAUAGAGGGUGGCUACAAUGCACCACCCUCGCCCAAUACUGAUGGCCUGCUUGACAAUUUCCAAAAGGUGCUACAAAAUCCAGACCCGAAGACAAUCUUAGGCUCGCUUGUCCAAUUCAAGUUGCCAUUCUGCAAUCUCGACACAGCGGAUCCGAAGCUGAGCAAUCCGGACCAAGAUCCGGUUUGUGUCUACAAGUUCUGGCGUAGAAGAUGCGAGACGGACCACCCAGGUGAUCAAUCGUGCAUUGUAAGUCCGAAUUUUGCGAGUGCCAUAGCCUAUGCUAUUGCCUAA
Molecule: messenger RNA, 1674 nt
Organism: Cadophora gregata
Lineage: Eukaryota; Fungi; Ascomycota; Leotiomycetes; Helotiales; Ploettnerulaceae
Exons: 7
Coding region: 1-1674 (557 amino acids)
Biological process (GO): carbohydrate metabolic process
Source: RefSeq, a predicted model, not a curated record